Messenger RNA from Rhodofomes roseus, 1853 nucleotides. RefSeq names its product Tubulin/FtsZ, GTPase domain-containing protein. Gene Ontology annotation, biological process: mitotic cell cycle; microtubule cytoskeleton organization. Gene Ontology annotation, cellular component: microtubule; cytoplasm. Gene Ontology annotation, molecular function: GTP binding; GTPase activity; structural constituent of cytoskeleton. Lineage: Eukaryota; Fungi; Basidiomycota; Agaricomycetes; Polyporales; Fomitopsidaceae. The record is from RefSeq and is a predicted model, not a curated record. Bases 152 to 1489 code for a protein of 445 amino acids. The transcript is spliced from 11 exons.
UCGCGGUUCAUCACCCUCUUACGACCCCUCCAUCGUCCAGCUCAUUUCUAGUCCUCAAUGUGUGAGCACCCAGGAACGCGUCGUAUCGCUCGCGUCGUUUCCACUUUGAUUGCUGCGUUGGCGCGACUAUUGCUGACGUGCACUCUUCAGCAUGCGUGAAAUCGUUCACCUCCAAACUGGCCAGUGCGGCAACCAAAUCGGUGCCAAGUUUUGGGAGGUCGUCUCAGAUGAGCACGGUAUCGAGCCGGAUGGGAUGUACAAGGGUACGAACGAUGAGCAGCUUGAGCGGAUCAACGUGUACUACAACGAGGUCGGCGCGAACAAGUACGUUCCGCGCGCGGUCCUGGUCGACCUGGAGCCCGGUACCAUGGACUCCGUCCGGUCUGGUCCCCUCGGCAGCCUCUUCCGUCCCGAUAACUUCGUCUUUGGCCAGAGCGGAGCCGGUAACAACUGGGCGAAAGGACAUUACACAGAGGGUGCGGAGCUCGUGGACUCCGUCCUCGACGUCGUUCGCAAGGAGGCUGAGGGUACCGACGCGUUGCAGGGCUUCCAGAUCACCCACUCGCUUGGUGGUGGUACCGGUGCUGGCAUGGGUACUCUGCUCAUCUCAAAGAUCCGUGAGGAGUAUCCCGAUCGUAUGAUGGCUACGUACUCCGUUGUCCCCAGUCCGAAGGUCUCGGACACUGUCGUCGAGCCGUACAACGCGACGCUCUCGGUCCACCAGCUUGUCGAGAACUCUGAUGAGACCUUCUGCAUUGACAACGAGGCGCUGUACGACAUCUGCUUCCGGACACUCAAGCUCUCGACACCGACGUACGGUGACCUGAACCACCUGGUCUCCAUCGUCAUGUCGGGUAUCACGACUUGCUUGCGUUUCCCUGGUCAGCUCAACUCUGACCUCCGGAAGCUCGCUGUCAACAUGGUUCCCUUCCCCCGUCUUCACUUCUUCAUGACCGGCUUCGCUCCCCUCACCGCCCGCGGCAGUCAGCAAUACCGUGCCGUCACUGUCCCUGAGCUGACGCAGCAGAUGUUCGACGCCAAGAACAUGAUGGCCGCGUCCGACCCCCGUCACGGUCGCUACCUCACGGUUGCCGCCGUGUUCCGUGGCAAGGUCUCCAUGAAGGAAGUCGAGGAGCAGAUGCAGAACGUGCAGAUCAAGAACUCCGCGUACUUCGUCGAGUGGAUUCCCAACAACGUUCUCACUGCCCAGUGUGACAUUGCUCCCCGGGGCCUCAAGAUGGCCGUCACUUUCUUGGGUAACUCGACUGCCAUUCAGGAGCUCUUCAAGCGUGUGAGCGACCAGUUCACGGCCAUGUUCAAGAGGAAGGCUUUCCUUCAUUGGUACACGCAGGAGGGUAUGGACGAGAUGGAGUUCACCGAGGCCGAGUCGAACAUGCAGGAUCUCGUCGCCGAGUACCAGCAAUACCAGGAUGCUACCGCCGAGGAGGAGGGCGAGUACGAGGAGGAGGUCCCUGUCGACGAGGAGUAAACGUCUCUUCCCUUCUUCCUUGUUGUACAUUGUCGGCGGUGCUCGUUUGAUCCAAAAGCUCUACUAGGUAUUCUCCUUUUAUUGGUCGCUUUCCAAGUUCGUUGCAUGUCUCUACUCUACCCUCGGUCCACGCUGGCACGAAGUUACCCCUAGUCUGCAUACCUGUGUCUUCCGAUCAAUAUCCCCCCCGUAUCAUGAAUUGAUGUCGUUCCCGCGGGUCUGUAGCUCACUCAGGCUGCUCGUUGGAGUGAUCCUCGCUUGUCUGCUAAGAUGUUCCCGACCUCAUCAGACUGAGCAGCGCGCCCAACAUUCCGUGUUUGCGUGUCGUGCAGUGACCGGGCCGUCCUCGUCUAUCCCGGUACGC